AUGCCGACUCUAAUGCCGUGGCCAGCUGCGCUAGAUUACGCGGUUGAGGAUCCAUGGCGCGAACAACUCGAUCGAGAUGGUCCCACAGAUGCUCGAUGGUUAGUAGCUCAAUGUUUAGAUUCACGCGAAAGGGCGGAAGUCAUAAAUAAGAAUUCAGAGCAUUCGACAGCGAAUAGUGGGCGCCGUCAGUCUGCGUAUGCAGUCCAGAAAAUAAACACUCGUCAUUUCAGCGAUGGAAAGAGCAAUAAAUUAGAAACGAAAGCUUCUUCUGCUUCUGAUUUAGUGUCCACGGGUAUUAAAGAAAAAUUGAUUAAGGCAUGUGUUUUUUUUUGCGGAGAUUUUUCCCAUUCAAGCCAUAAAUGUCCUAUUGCCCAGAAACUAACUAAUGACGAAAAGGUUGAAAUACUACGCAAAAAUGGCACUUGUUUUAGGUGUUUACAAAAUAAGGGUCACAUCAGCAAAUUUUGUGAUUCUAACAUUUUUUGCUCCCAUUGUCACUCUAAGCAUUCUACGAUUAUGUGCAACAGAAUUAAUUCCGAGAGUAAAAAGGGAACGAUCAAAACUGUCCAGGAAGUUGAAAAUAAAGUACUUUCGAAUCAAAGCAACCGUUCUGAAGUUUAUUUACAAACUUUGGUCGUAGGGGUAGCUGGGAAAACCUUAAAGGGUUAUUUAAGAUUGCUAAUAGACACCGGAAGUCAGAACACGUACAUAAGUCAAUAUGCUGCUAAAACGUUGAAAUUAGAAAAGAUAGGAACUGAAAGAAUUAAACAUGGGUUAUUUGGGGGUGUAGAAGUUUCGGAAGAUCAUAAUCGUUAUCAAAUAGAUUUAACUAGUUUGGAUGGAAAGUACAGGUGUAAAAUCGAAGCACUAGACCAGAGGAAAAUUUGUUCGUCACUACCUAAGAUCAAAGACGAAAAAUUAAUUAAAGUAAUGGAAAAAAGGGGAAUCCUUAUCAACGACAAUCAUGUGAAUGGAAAUCUCUGUCUGUUUCAAGAAAAUCCGGAAGAGAUUCAUAUGCUGUUAGGAGCGGACACCGCAGCACAAUUGUUCACUGAAAGAAUUGAACAUUUUGCGGGGGAUUACGUAGCCUUUGCCUUUGAGACCAAGUUAGGCUGGACUUUAAUGGGCAAGAUUAAAGAGAAUGCGAAUACGUCGAGUUCCCUGUCCGUUCUUUCUUUAUCCUUACAUGUUUCCGAUACAAAUUUGUCCAAUCUUUGGCGUUUAGACACCUUGGGGAUUUCAAGUGAGGAAAACAAAACGAAAAGUGCCUUGGAAGAAGAAACCCGAAAACAUUUCUUAAAAAGUGUAAAACGAGAUAGCUCAGGGAGAUAUGAAGUAACCUUACCCUUUAUUUUAGAUAAAUCCGUCUUAUCCAGUAACCGUACUGUGGCAGAAAGACACCUCGUCAAAACCGAAAGUAAACUAAUUAACACACGCAGAAGAAAAGAUUACGAAGAAAUAUUUGAUGAGUGGGAAGCGAAGGAUAUUAUUGAGGUAGUAACUGAGGAAAAGGAGGAAGGAGUGCACUACUUGUCACACAGACCUGUAAUAAAAGAGUCUAGUGAAACUACAAAGAUACGGCCUGUUUUCAAUGCAUCUGCACGUUCUAAGAAUUCACCCUCUCUCAAUGAUUGUUUGAAUGAAGCCGAAAAUUUCGUUCAAGAAGCAAGAUUGAUUUUGGCUUCAGGGCAUUUCAAUUUGAGAUGUUGGCGAUCAAAUUUUCGCAUUGACAUGAUCGAUGAGAUAGAGAACAAGACGAAAGUUGUCCCAGUAUUAGGAUUAGUAUGGGAUUUAGAAAAAGAUAGUUUGAGUUGCAAGAUCGAAGAAACAUUUAACUUGAGGGAACCUAUUACCAAAAGAAAAGUUUUGUCAAUUACCCAGAAAAUUUUUGAUCCCAUUGGCUUUACUGCACCGAUAACUGUAAUUCCUAAGCUAAUUUUGCAAGAAACAUGGAACCAGAAGAUUAAGUGGGAUGAAGAUCUUCCUCUUCCCCUAAGUGAGCAGUUUGGGACUUGGUUGAACCAAUUGCCUCUGCUAUCUCAGAUUGAAAUUCCUCGUUGGUUAAAUAUUGAUUACGAAAACGAAGAUACCGUAGUGCUCCACGUUUUUUCGGAUGCUAGUAAAAGAGCCUAUGCCACAUGUGCAUUUUUAAGAGCUGAAACCAUCGAAGGUGUAAAGGUUCAGUUAGUAAGCGCGAGAAGUCGAAUAGCCCCUAUUAAGGAACUUACGAUUCCACGGCUUGAACUUCUUUCCUGUCUGAUAGGUGCCAGGCUUGCCAAAACAAUUCUAUCAGAUUUGAAACUUAAGAAUUGUAGAACAGUGUUCUGGAGUGAUUCUUCUACAGCUUUGGGGUGGAUAAGAAGGGAUCAAGCAUGGGGUACGUUUGUUCACAAUCGAGUACAAGAAAUAAGAUCGCUUACCAGAAUAUCUGACUGGAGGCAUGUACCUGGAAGUUUAAAAACCCAGCGGAUCUCCCAUCGAGAGGAUGUACUAUUGAGCAAUUACAGAAAUCGGCAUGGUGGGAGGGCCCAUCGUGGCUUUACUUACCAGAAGACGAGUGGCCCCAUGUAG
This is a messenger RNA of Stegodyphus dumicola, 2571 nucleotides long. RefSeq lists its product as uncharacterized. Lineage: Eukaryota; Metazoa; Arthropoda; Arachnida; Araneae; Eresidae. The record is from RefSeq and is a predicted model, not a curated record.